Molecule: messenger RNA, 941 nt
Organism: Carassius auratus (goldfish)
Lineage: Eukaryota; Metazoa; Chordata; Actinopteri; Cypriniformes; Cyprinidae
Product: bcl-2-like protein 15
Exons: 4
Coding region: 43-510 (155 amino acids)
Biological process (GO): regulation of apoptotic process
Source: RefSeq, a predicted model, not a curated record
CCACCCAGUGGAAAACAAUAUAUUGUAACACCGUUAAACGCGAUGGCGGCAGCUGGCAUUCAGACACAAACAUACCAUGUCAUACACUGCCUAUUACAAAAUGAACACGAUAUUAAUAUGAUGGAGACUGAUGGUCCUGAAGAUGAUAACUCAUUUGACCCUGUAAAAAUAGCCUCUAAGCUCAGGGAACUGGGUGAUGAUUAUGAUGAGAAAGUGAUCCAGCCACUGAUGAAGAAUGUACAGAGUGCUUCAGCCGAUCAGGUGUUGACUGUGUUCAGUGAUAGCGUGGACAGCCUGUGUAAGACGUGGGUUGUGGAAAGAGCAGAAGUGGUCUCAGAGAAGCAGCUCCUCAAGGCUGCCAUCACCCUGGGACUCUUUAUGAAGAAAAACUGCCCUUCCAUGACGAAUGUAGUUGAGGAUGCUAUGAUGGGAUUUGUCAACAACCGUCUAACAAACUGGAUUGCAGAGCAAGGGGGCUGGGUCUCUGUGGCUAAGAACAGCAAGUGUUGAGGUCGGAUCUCAUUGUCUCAUUCUCUGAAAGAUUCUCAAUCAUUUCUCUAAAGUUUGAUUUGUAAUACAGGAUAAACUGUAAAUGGUGCUCUUUUCAGACAAUCACAGAGUGUAACUCUAAUACAGAUAUUUGUUCGACUGUUUCAACUGAUGCAUGGAUUCUCAAUCAACAAUGUUUUUUUAAAUAAUAUACUUGUUUAUCUUCUGAUUUAGUCAGAUUCUGACAUAUUUCUUUACAUCACCGAUGUAACUCACAAGUGUGCAUCUGGAGUAAAACCGGAAUGCUAUUUGAAAUCCUUUGAAAUGAUCACUUUGAACAAAUGUAUCAGUCUCAUAGGGACAUGUGUGUUGUAAUAAACUUUUGUGACAUUUUUAAAUGUUAGUCUUCCUUCACAAGAGAUAAAAUAAAUAUGGGGUGGACAUGUUCAGCA